Messenger RNA from Cylas formicarius (sweet potato weevil), 2825 nucleotides. RefSeq names its product conserved oligomeric Golgi complex subunit 1-like. The transcript has 12 exons. Gene Ontology annotation, cellular component: COG complex; Golgi apparatus. The record is from RefSeq and is a predicted model, not a curated record. Gene Ontology annotation, biological process: intra-Golgi vesicle-mediated transport. The coding region runs from base 33 to 2603 and encodes 856 amino acids. Lineage: Eukaryota; Metazoa; Arthropoda; Insecta; Coleoptera; Brentidae.
GGUUGUUUGCAUAAAGUUUAUUUGAGGUAAAAAUGCCGAGAAGUACUCUGAUUGAUUUAGAUGUUGACAAAUUGUUUGAGGAGAAAAGUGUAGAUGAAAUUAUAGAGAUAGAAAAAUUAAUAAAUGGGGAAAUUGACAAAAAACGAUCAGAACUUCGGUCUAUGGUGGGGGAUCGCUAUAAAGACAUACUAGCCGCCUCAGAUGCCAUAAAGUCAAUGAAAACUAUAUCCGAAGACAUUGUUAAAACUAUUGACCAAAUUACGAAUACAUGCAAAAUAUUAAUAACAGCACCGGAUUCACCUAAAACAAAUGCUACACGUGAUACUAUCCUUCUCAAAAGAAAGAAUGAAGAGCGUACUUUGAUAAUUCAGCUGAGAUUAGCAAUUUCUCUUAAUGAACAAAUAUGGAUCGCUAUUGAAGAAGAAGACAAUUUAAUCGCAGCACAACAUUGCUUGUUGGCCCAACAUAUCUACAUGGGUCUGGACUUAACUGAUUGGAGGUACUUAGAGAAUAUACAUUUAUUGGAACAUUUGAAGCAAAAUUUGUCUAGUCUUAAGUCCAAAGUUUUCCGAAACAUCUCUGAAAAGUUAGAAUAUAUGGAAAUCAACUCAGAUGAAGCCAGUAAAAAUUUGAAUGCCCUAAUGCUUUUGGAGAAUCAAACGGGGCUCAAAAUACUGGAGAAAUGUAUUGAACAUCGAAAGGCAGCAUUGGAUGGUGUUAUUUCGUCCCAACAUCCUAGUAUAAGAUUGUUAGUUAUGGCAGUGAUUAGGUGUUUACUUACGAGUGUCAUAUUAUUCCAUGACUGCUUUAUUAAGGCUAAAGAAGGCAAAACGCAGAAUAACGAGGACUACUUAAAUAUUCAAAUGCCAGUUACCCCUUUGCUCUCCUAUAUCCCAGAUGUGGUGAGGCAAUACAGACCUCAAUCCCCAGUUUUACAAGUGGAUAAAUUGAAUGCCAAAGGCUUGGUUAAUAAUUGGCUACUCUGUGUGAAGCAAUCAGUAGAGGAGGGAUUAAAAAAAUCUCUGCAAUCUGUAACUACUGUCAAGGCUUUGCAGCUGAUUCGUGAGGAGUAUAAUAAAAUUAAGAUGCCUGAGAACUGGAUUCAAAUUUGUGUGGAUUUGCACUUUCCAGAAAGCUUUGACAUGUGGCAGUACUUUUUACAAGAUUUGUUGACCUCCAAAGCCAAAAGCCUUAUCUCCAGUAUAAUUUCGCGCAACACAGAAGAGAUUAAAAGUGAUGUUACUGCGGUGCUUCAAAAAAUUGCUAAAACUAAGGAUUUCGAGGUUGAUUUAAGAAGUUACGCCUGGACUGAGGAGCAUUCGGAUGUUGAUAAAGCAGAUCCAAGUCACACAGGUUUAACUAUGAAAACCAAAGGGUUUUCCCAAAACUUCAUAAAUCUCUGUGGGACAGUCGACUCAAAAUAUUUAGCACUGCUAAAAGAUGUUUCGCCAUAUUUGUAUGGUGUUGAAGUGCCUGAUAGUUCCAGUAACGGACUUGUCGCCACCGGUAAAUGUAGGAAAUAUGUUGAUGGUGCCCAAUUGGAAAAUCAUUUAGCAGAGGAAUGCAUAAGUUACUCACUACGGUUACCUGCGUUUAUAGAGGAGCAAAUAAGUACCGACAUGGACGUGACCAGGGUAUCGAAAUCGUUGUUCUUUGCGAGAUUUUUGGGCGCUGCUUGCGAAAUGUGCACAAGCUUUGUUAGGUCCUGCCAAUUUAACGGCGACGCUACCGGUUGGAAUCGCGUGUGCCGCGACUUCUUGUCGUCCAGUGACCGUUUGUGGGGGAAUUGGGUCGACGCCUGCGUAAAAGUCACCGUCCAUCUUUCCAGAGAGAUGAACGACACGAGUCCGAAAAAAAUGAUUCGGGAAUUAUACAAGUGGGAUGAGAUCGAGAUCCAGGAACAAACCGAGGAGAAAACGUUCAAAUCCCAUAUCAGGGUACCGCUCAGACCUAGCGUUUCGCUCGUAACCGUUCUGGCCAAGCUCAACGCCGAUCUCGCGCAAAUACUACCGUUUACUCUGCCCAAUUCCAUACACGACCAGUUUUUAAUGCGGAACUCGCGCGUCAUUUUGGCCGAAUAUGAAAAAAUCGUCUCCCAACCCCUUAACCAGAUAACAGCGCUGCAGUUUUUGUUUGACGUGCGAUUUUUCGUUAGCCUCUGCGUUCCCAGGGAAAACGUAGAUGUAGGGGGCAACGCUCAGCGCAUUUGCGACGAGCUAAGACAAAAAAUCGACCCAUUCGACCUCGAUGUCUUCUAUUCGUACCUACAGAGUAACGUGAAGAAGGCCGUCGGGCAGCUUCAGACGAUGUUCGGGGGUCUCGUGCCUUACAACGCUCAGCCGCACGCCACUGAGACUGUGCCGGCCAAGCACAAAAGUCAAGAAAUAACGCCGUCGCUACUUGCAUUAAGUAAACCGUCGUCUGACGCUUGGUUUCCGUUGUUGCCGAUCACAGGGCCGUCGCAUAAGGUCGCCCCGCCUUCCGGUAACCUGGAAAUUAAGGAAGAACGGAAAGCCCCCGGGAAAACGCUCCACGAGUCGCUCUCCUCGAGACAACUCGCCACUUCCAUAUUCGGAGGCAUCGCCAGCGACUGGUUCUCUUAAUGUCCCAAAUAAUGCAGUCCCUUUUUUUAGAGCUUUAAGGAAAAUAAAACAAAGCAAAAAAAAAUACUUCGCAUUUUAUUUGACACAUUCAAAGGGGCCGCGGCGAAAUUAAAAAUAAAUAUUAAAAAUAGUAACAUAUAAAAAAUAACUCAUCUAUAAAGUUUAACCGAAUAGUGACGUCUCGAAAACUUAAAACUCUUCCGGGCGGCGCCAAAGUAAAGG